Molecule: messenger RNA, 1813 nt
Organism: Nicotiana tabacum (common tobacco)
Lineage: Eukaryota; Viridiplantae; Streptophyta; Magnoliopsida; Solanales; Solanaceae
Source: RefSeq, a predicted model, not a curated record
GUAAAUAUUUUUUAUACAGUAAAUGCUCAAAACUUAAGUUAUUACGUUAUGUACGUUUAUUUCUUUUUCUUGAUUGUGAUGAUAGCAAAAUCAAAAAAUUUUACUUUGAGUUCUAGACCUCAACAUCUGAUAAUCCACUACUUUAUUCUUUGUGCUCUUCCCCCUCCCCCUCUCCUCCCCCCUGCUUUUCUUUUUUGAAAUUCGCUAUUGUUUAUCUUAAAUGAUUAAUUUGUUGUUUAGAAAGCAAAUUUUGUUGCUAGUGUUAAAAUUUAAUAAAUUAAAUUUUAUGGGUCUCUCAAUAUGAUUUCGCCUUAGGCCAUAAGAUGUGUUGAGCCGUCCCUGAUAAUAACAUAGUAGUGAAAUACAAUAAUUAACAAGAAUAAAAAGAACAACAAAGAUACAAAAAUUUAAUGUGAAAAACCCUUUUGAAUAAGGAAAAAAACUAUCGAACCGAGAGGAGCAAAAUAAUCUACUAUAAUAAGGAAUUUUACGCUCUAUAAUCCCAAAUAAAAUACUCUAGGGACCACUGAUCACUCAACUGAAUGAAGCUCAGCCAAUCAGAAGGCUUGUCUCGUUGCAACUUGUUAGUACAACUUGAAAAAUUGAUAUCAAAACCAAGUCUGACCAAAACUUGGUUUGGUUAUCUGACAUCCUUUUUAUUUUUUUCUGUUCUUUUAAUCAGUAUGGACCCCAUCAUUCAUCAAUACAUAAAAUUUCGUGAAGAUGAGGAAUUCGGCACACAUUCAUGUGCAAACUAUAAGUGUCUUAUCGACCUAACUAAAAAGAACUAGCUGCCAGAUUAAAACACUCCUAUUGACUAUGGAUUCUACAAGUUUUCUGGAAAUUUCUAUUAAAUUUCAAAGCUUGUAAGUAUUGUUUGCUUAUCUUUAACAACUAUACUAAGUAGGACGUGAAACUAACCAAAAAAGGAAAUAAAAUAAAACAAAUGGGAGCUAUUAGGGAAUUAAAGAUGUUAGAGAUAAAAAUAGUAAAUACUCUAAUUCUUUAUUGAAAACAAUUAUAUAUAUACCGCAAAAUCUUUCUUGAACAAUAUAAUCGUGCAGCAAAGAAAUUACUCAAUGGCGAAGAUUGGAGGAUUUGCCAAGAGAUGGUCUCUUACUGGUUUGACUGCUCUUGUCACUGGUGGCACUUCUGGAAUUGGGCAUGCAGUUGUAGAGGAGCUUGCGCAACUAAGUGCAACCGUUUACACAUGUUCGAAGACAGAGUCAGAGCUAAAUGAACCAAUGCAAGACUGGGCAGACAAAGGCUUUCAAGUAAGAGGUUCCGUAUGUGAUGUAACUUGUAGAGACCAAAGAGUUGAACUCAUGGAAAAGGUUUCCUCUGCAUUCCAUGGAAAACUCAACAUUCUUUGGCAAUGAAUCAGCUUACGCAACAUUUGGCUUGUGAAUGGGCUAAAGAUGGUGUUCGGGUUAAUGGUAUUGUGCCCUGGUUCAUAAAUACGCCACUCGUGGAACAUGUAAUAUUCUCUCAUCUUGCUUCAACGCUCCUGCAUUUUACUAUGGAUUUAACUUAUAUACAUUGAUCACUGUAUAAUUUUUUUAUACAUUUUCCAUGUAUUUUAGCCAAUCGUGAUAGGUUAUUAACUUCCUUUUUACUUUGUUAAAUUAAGAGAAUAUUUUGAUAACCUUAAAAUUAAAACUGGUCGAACCAGCUUUUAAGAUUACUAUAGACAGUUUCUUGUUUUUAUAAGGCCAUCAUGAACUGAUGGUGCAAAAACUUGUAUUGUCUCCGUAAGAAGUUUUAAACUUAUAUCUGUUACCAGUGUAAUGAAACUUUUACACCAUCUCUCCAA